Molecule: messenger RNA, 822 nt
Organism: Vigna umbellata (rice bean)
Lineage: Eukaryota; Viridiplantae; Streptophyta; Magnoliopsida; Fabales; Fabaceae
Source: RefSeq, a predicted model, not a curated record
AACGGCCUCUUCGUCACUCUCGCCACCCCUCCCUCCAUCUUCUCCCACUGUCUCCCCCCGUCAUGCUGGACCCCGGAGGAAACCUCCGCCCUCAUCGAUGCCUACCGCGACAAGUGGUACUCCCUCGGCCGCACAAACCUCAAAGCCAUCCACUGGCAAGAGGUCGCCGAUGUCGUCACUGCCCAGUGUCCCAACGCUUCCACCACUGCCAAAACCGCCGUCCAGUGCCGCCACAAAAUGGAAAAGCUCCGCAAACGCUACCGCACCGAAAUCCAAUGCCUCCGCUCCCUCCCUCUCCCUCGCCUCAUCAACAACUCCACCACCGCUUCACCCUCCUCCUGGGUUCACUUCAAAUCCAUGGAUUCCAUGGAAAAAGGCCCCAACAAACCCCACACCGACACCACCGCUACCACCAACCCCAACACCCCCACCAACAACCCCAAUUUCCCCGACGACGACCCUGUUGAGAGGUUCACUGCUGUUGGGACUCGCAUGCCUAAAGGAGUUCUUCUUGUUGGUCCUCCAGGAACUGGGAAGACCCCGUUGGCCAAGGCUAUUGCUGGUGAAGCUGGUGUUCCAUUUUUUUUAAUAUUUGGUUCUGAGUUUGUUGAGAUGUUUGUUGGUGUUGGUGCUUCUCGAGUUCGUGAUUUGUUCAUGAAGGCCAAAGAGAACGCCCCUUGCAUUGUCUUUGUUGAUGAAAUUGAUGCUGUUGGAAGACAAAGAGGAACUGGAAUUGGUGGAGGGAAUGAUGAAAGAGAGCAGACCCUCAACCAACUUUUGACAUAAAUGGAUGGUUUUGAAGGUAAUACUGGUAUCAUUGUC